Cinara cedri is the source of this 4122-nucleotide messenger RNA. The record is from the annotation of a GenBank genome assembly. NCBI's taxonomy places the organism in Eukaryota, Metazoa, Arthropoda, Insecta, Hemiptera, Aphididae.
AUGGAGAUGGGUGCAGCUACUGUAAUAGGUAAUUUAAUCUAUAUCUGUUAGCAACGACAAACCAUUGCUAACGAAAAAACGAUUCAGAGUGGAGUUCAGUUGACAGUGAUGAUUUGUCAACAAUAUAUAUAUAUGCAUAUCAUAUUAUGAUAAAAUAAUUAAAUUGGCAUUAUAUAUUUUCUUUAAUAAUAUUUGUUUAAUAUUGUAUCGAUUUUCCCGUUUUUUUUCCAGUUUUCCCAUUUUUUCCAGGUUUUUCAAAUUUAAGGGGAAAAUCGAAAAAUUAUCUUCUUUAAGUACCUUUCCAGUCAGAUUUAAUUUCAGAAAAAGUGCUAUCAUUGUGAAUCGGAGCAAAUCUGCUGGUGGAAAAGUUCACAGGACAAAAGAAGGCCAAAAUAUUUUUUUACUAAUACCUACGUUUCGUACAAUUUCCCUUUUUCCGACAUUUUAUUCCGGUUUUUCCAGAUAAUAUAAAAACUACUUGAAAAAUCAAAAAAUGACCUCCUUAAGUUUCCACGGAGAUAAAAAUUCCUUUCAAAAAAUAAGCUACACUUAAUACAUCGGAAAAAGGUUUCUGGUAGAAAAGUUUGCACAACAGAUCGAGAGGAAUUUGCGAGAUUAAAAUAAUCCGAGGGAGCGAUAACUUGGUUCUCUAGGUACACCCAAAUUGUAUGUUUUUUCUUUGUUUAGGUAAAAGGAAAAAAAAUGCAAACAAUUUUGUUCGAAACCCAAGUAUGGCUCAGAACCCCUAGGAUAAUAAUAGGCAUGUUUAAACAUUAGACCACGACAAAUAUUCUAUGAGACAAUAUAGAGUUAUUCAACAUAACAUAUAAUAUCUGCAUUAUAUCAGAACUUCAAAAAGCUAUAAUUUCGAAACUUAGUCAGUCCGCUCAAUUCCAACUUCACCAUCGUUCUUAAAUUGUCAAUAUACAUAUGUUCAAAAAAAAAAAAAUAUUGAAAAUUUAGAUUUGUUCCACGUAAUUUUUUACUCAAAGAUUUUCGUCAAAAUUUUAUAUUAAAAUUUCUAUAUAAAAAAAAAAAUACUACAUUAAACUCAAAUUUUUUUUGACAAAGUAAGACUCAUAAUGUAUUUUCAGACUUUAUUUAAGUCUAUGAUCUUUGCUGUAAAUAUACGAUAAUAAUUCUGUGGCUUGGAGCAAGAAAGGCCAAUGUCAAUUUUAUGAAAAAAAGAAAUAAAGUUAGAAAUAAAAAAAAAAGACCGAGAUUUUCCUAAUUAUCUUACAUAUUAAUGAGAAUUUCAAAAAAUGACCUUUUCAAAGUACCGCCCAAAGGACAUUUCCUUUCCGAAAAAGUGCUAUACUUGAUAAUCGAAGUAUGCUUUCUGAUAGAAAGUUAUCACAUAAUAACAAUAAACAAAUAUCAAAAUAAACAUCAUUAUAAAACCAAUACAUUCCUCACUCCACUCAGAAUCUAAAAUAAAUAAACAUCUUUGUAAAACCAAUAAAUUCUUUGCUAAACUCAAAAUCUAAAAUAAAAAGUGAAAUUUUUUUAAACAAAAAUUUGUUAAGUUUUGGUAAAAAUUAAAAAUUACACAAACAUUUACAUUUAAAAUUCACAGAGCCUUAUGGGGAAUUAAAAUUUCAAAUCCCAUUCCCCAGCAAUCACAAAAUGUGACAUUAGUCUUUAUUUCACUAAGCCACAGAAUUAUAUUAUAUAUUAAUUUCAUUCAAAAAUGUAUUAUAUCUGAGAUAAAUUAAUUACACCCAUGUACGACUAUUAUUUACUUUAACAAUUCCUUUUUCAGAAUUCGAAGACAAAAUACUCCGGGCAUGGAUUGAACAAUUUAUUGAAAAAUACAAUAAAAAUGUUCAGUCAUCCACCGAGAUAACAAACAUACAGCGUAUUGCCAAGAAGAGUCGAGCGAGAACUUCUACCAAACCUGUACCGGAACAUAGAAACAUCGCACCUUUGCCUAUUUAUCCAUUUUUUUUCAAUCCUUAUUACCAUCAAACCAUUUACUCGAAAUACAUCCCAUUAACUUAUGGUACACCACCUCACCUGGUUCCCGUUUCACAAGUGCCGUCUUCGCAAGAUGAAUAUCACCAUCAUUUUUUAAUACCUUUGCAUGCACAAUAUCCGUACACGCACAUUCCAAGCUUUAUUAGUUCAACUCCGAUAGUCGAUUUCUCAAAGAUUAAAAACUCCAUUAACUCCAUAACGAAUAAACCUCCAAAUAAUCAAAAUACAUUUUCCAUAUAUGACAAGCCUCAAGAAAUACCUGCAGCUAUAGAUAACACGAACAACAUAUCAAACCAAAAACCGGAUGGUUUUAAUCACAUACCUCCCAAAAUAGAACAUCAUUUUGAAGAUCAUCUAAAAGAAAAACCAAAUCCAAUAAGGGACGGAAAAUUACUUGAUGGCAAUAAAGAUAAUCUAGAUCUGAUACCAACAACCGUACCAACGAUAACAACUUAUCAGUUUAAUGAAUCACAGAAAGUUCAAAAUUUACCACUAUCGACUACUGGUGAUAAACAUAUAGACUCGUCUACGUCAUCUGAUAUAAAUAGUAAUCCAGAAACAGAUCAUGUAACAUUAACGUCAAUGUCAACGACUUUAUCAGACAUUUCGAAUCCACUAAAAAUCAUUAGUAGUUCAGUUCCACAACUUCCGUUUGACGAUAAAUUAACCACAAUAGCACAAUUUUCUUCUCCAACCACAGAACAAUCAGAAACUACUACCAGUAACAAUAUUUCUGAUGAAAACUCAACCAUUGAUGACAGUACAUAUUCAAGUGAGUUACCAGAAAAUCAACAAAAUGCACGGUCUUCGAAUAACAAAGAAACAACCACAGGUAUUCCAAAAACAUUCAAUGAAACCGAAGAAAAAACAACAGUAAUAAUUAAUAAAAAACUAACUACAAACAUUGAAACUGCAUCGUUACCUUCGGAUAUAACUUCAUAUCCAACAACUACACUAUUUUCAAUGCUUCAGAUUGAAAACAAUAAUUCUCAAACACCAAAAUUUCCGUCUAUAAUCUCACCAAAUAUCACAACAACAUUACACGAUGAUUUACAUUAUAGUCCAAUUCAAAUGAGAUCAAUUUUUUCUACCACGCAAUCUACAAACGUUAACAUCGUGUCUGAUAACCAAUCAGAAUUAAUUACCCCAUCCAUCCAUUUGCCACUAAUUUCUACUACAAUUUCAGAAACAACGACAGUGCCGUUUAUAACUGCACAAUCUUCUACUAUAAUGAUACCAUCGUCAUCGCCACUUCCUGAAAAAUUUAAUUCAGACCAAACAUCAUCACAUCCAAUUAUAACGUUUGAUGAAAAUAAUAAUACUAAAUUAUCGAAUACAGAUUAUACUUCAAUGUUUUCUACGUUACGACCACUAAAUACUACUAAUUCCCGGUUAGAAGAUAAAACUGAGAACAAUUUAUCAACCGUAGUCAAUAGGUCCAUAAAAAGUACAACUCAAAAUAUAAAUAUUUCAACCUUAAACAACAAAUUGGUUACAUCACCUCCAACCACACUGAUUACCAUUUCAUCGACUAAGCGUCUAGGCCCUAGAGUAAUCAGCCCGAAGCCACACAUAGAAAAUAGUCAGAAAAAUAUACCGUCCGAUAUAAAGAUGUCGUCUAAAAUAUAUAGUGAAACAAAAUCCAGCACUGAAAAAUCAAUGAAUACGUACAAAAUCAAAAAAACUUUUAAUUAUAUACCAUCAACUACAGACAAACCUAAAGAGACAUCAUCAAAAUCAUUGAUAAUGGCAAUCAAACCAAAUAAUUCUACCCAAAAAAAAUUCACUGAUGAUUCAAAACAUAAAACAACUACCAACAGCCCAGACAGCGAUAUUACUGAACCAACAGAAACUAACAGAGAUUCAGAACUUUGGUAUAAUCACUUGAAUAUCCAAAAUCCACAUAAAGAAAAAUUAAAUAAAGACCAAGUAGGCUUUUUAAUAAAAAAGUUAAUAAAAUUACUCAAACCCGAAAUCGAUAACCAGCCAAUAACUAAAGAGAGUUUAGCUGGAGUCAUUACACCAAAACUCGGAGAUCAAGAAAAAUUAGUAUACAUUAUAGUACCGUGGGGAAGAGACACUAUUGAAAAUAUAGAAAAUCAGAAACAACAAGAAAACAAUAUGGGCACAUAGAAAACGUUCGAU